Molecule: messenger RNA, 941 nt
Organism: Prunus dulcis (almond)
Lineage: Eukaryota; Viridiplantae; Streptophyta; Magnoliopsida; Rosales; Rosaceae
Exons: 2
Coding region: 62-835 (257 amino acids)
Cellular component (GO): membrane
Source: RefSeq, a predicted model, not a curated record
CGUAUGGUGUAACAGAAGUGUGAGAGAGACAGAGAGAAAAGAGACACAGAAAGAAGGAGAAAUGGGGAAGAGAUGGUGGACGAUAGGAUUGGUGGUGGGGAUAAUUGGGAUUGGAAGGGAAUUGACAAAGCUGUACGGAUGGGACAAGGACGCUCUGCUGAAGGUGUUUGGUGAAUUGUCUGAUCGGCUGGGAGUAUGGGCCAUCCCGUUGUACGUGGCGAUCCACACCCUCACUCUCGCUCUCUGCUUGCCCUACGCCAUUUUCUUCGAGGCCGCCGCUUCUCUUCUCUUCGGCUUCUUUCCGGCUGUCCUCUGCGUCUUUGCCGCCAAGCUGCUCGGUGCUUCCCUCUCCUUUUGGAUUGGCAGGUUAAUAUUCAAGAGCUCAAGUUCAGCAAUGGAGUGGGUCCAGAGGAAUAGGUACUUCGCUGUCCUCUCCAGAGGAGUUGAGCGAGAUGGUUGGAGAUUUGUUCUACUUGCCCGCUUCUCGCCAAUGCCCUCCUAUAUCAUAAAUUAUGCCCUUGCUGCAACAAGAGUUCGGUUUGUUGUGGAUUUUCUGCUUCCAACAGUUAUUGGCUGCAUGCCUAUGAUUUUACAGAACACAUCGAUUGGCAGUUUGGCUGGUGCUGCUGUUUCUUCAGCAUCUGGCUCUCAGAAAUCUCAAAUUUGGUCAUAUCUUUUUCCUGUACUAGGAAUUGGCUCUAGCAUUCUUAUUUCCUUGAGAAUUAAGAAGUACUCUACUGAAAAUUUAGUGACUGAAUCCCCUACCAGUGAGGAUAUUAAUGAUUCUAGUAACAUUGCCGAUUCUAACAAGGAGGACCCGAAAAAGGGUCAAUAAUAGAUUUGUUAACCCAAAAACUCCAAAGAAUGGUGGUGUCUUCUCCAAUUGAUGGAAUUUUUGCAGUUGAGACUCCUUGUUAUAUACAAUCUUUGUUGUUGUUGAA